Molecule: messenger RNA, 498 nt
Organism: Paramormyrops kingsleyae
Lineage: Eukaryota; Metazoa; Chordata; Actinopteri; Osteoglossiformes; Mormyridae
Source: RefSeq, a predicted model, not a curated record
GUGAAACCCCGCCCUCGGCUCUCUGACGUCACGGUAGCGCCUCCUGUUAUUAAAUACGGUCCUGAAAAUCCAGCCUGCCGUCACUUCCAAAAAAUUAACGCUAAGAAAGGUGCUAACUUGAAACAUGCUGGCACACGCUGCAGCUGUCCUGGGUUUUGCCCUGGCACUAACCGUGAAUGUGGCCUCAGCAGAACAGCCUCACGAUGGGAAGAACUGGGUCUUAAUUGUGGCAGGCUCCAACGGCUGGUACAACUAUAGACACCAGGCAGAUGUUUGUCAUGCAUAUCAAAUUGUCCAUAAGAAUGGCAUUCCGGACGAGCAGAUUGUUGUAAUGAUGUAUGAUGACCUGGCACAGAAUGAAGCUAACCCAACCCCCGGAGUGGUGAUCAACAGACCCAAUGGGACUGAUGUGUACAAAGGAGUUCCAAAGGACUACAUUGGAGAAGUGAGUGCUUGACUAGCAUGUGCACUUAACUGGUGAAACACGAUUCUUUUAAU